Cheilinus undulatus (humphead wrasse) is the source of this 1899-nucleotide messenger RNA. It is a transcript of the gene farsa, whose product is annotated as phenylalanyl-tRNA synthetase subunit alpha. The transcript has 13 exons. Gene Ontology annotation, cellular component: cytosol; phenylalanine-tRNA ligase complex; cytoplasm. Gene Ontology annotation, biological process: phenylalanyl-tRNA aminoacylation. NCBI's taxonomy places the organism in Eukaryota, Metazoa, Chordata, Actinopteri, Labriformes, Labridae. The coding region runs from base 38 to 1531 and encodes 497 amino acids. Gene Ontology annotation, molecular function: tRNA binding; ATP binding; phenylalanine-tRNA ligase activity. The record is from RefSeq and is a predicted model, not a curated record.
CACAUCCGGUCUCUUUACGGCUUCGCAUCGUUCCAGCAUGGCGGACACCGGUGUGGUGGAGACCCUUCUGCGACGGCUUGAGAAGGUGGACGAUGGCGUGGACAGCCUGGAAGCAGCGAACAGCCUUGGGGUGGACCACCAGGUCAUCGUCGGUACCGUGAAAAGCCUGCAGGCUCUCGGCGACGUCAUCUCAGCGGAGUUGCGCUCAUCCAAACACUGGGAGCUGACGGAGGAAGGCAAAGAGAUAGCCGAGCAGGGCAGUCAUGAAGCCCGGGUCUUCGGCUCCAUUCCUUUGGAGGGUUUGGCUCAGAGUGAGCUCAUGAAGCUGUCCUUUGGGAAGAUUGGCUUCAGCAAAGCCAUGUCUAACAAGUGGAUCAGAGUGGACAAGACGCAAGAGGGGGGGCCAAGGAUAUUCAGGACUGUGGAGAGCAUUGAGGACCAGGUAAGAGAAAAGCUGCUCUUGGUCCAGAGAGGGGUCAGCUCUCAGCUGGAGGAGAAAGAAAAGAAUGAGCUGAAGAAGAGAAAGCUGCUGUCUGAAGUGACCGUGAAGUCAUACUGGAUUUCCAAGGGCAACUCCUUCAGCACCACCAUCACCAAACAGGAGACGGAGCUAACUCCUGAGAUGAUCGCAAAUGGCAGCUGGAAAGAGAAGAAAUUUAAGCCCUACAACUUUGAGGCCCUGGGUGUGGCACCAGACUGUGGGCAUCUGCACCCACUGAUGAAGGUCCGAACACAGUUUAGGCAGAUCUUCCUGGAGAUGGGCUUCACAGAGAUGCCAACCAACAACUUUAUAGAGAGCUCUUUCUGGAACUUUGACUCCUUGUUCCAGCCUCAACAGCACCCUGCCAGAGACCAGCAUGACACCUUCUUCCUGUCUGACCCAGCACUCGCCCAUGAGUUCCCGCAGGACUAUCUGGAGAGAGUAAAAAAGGUCCACUCAGAGGGAGGCUAUGGCUCACAAGGGUACAAAACUGACUGGAAAAUAGAAGAGGCUCAGAAGAACAUCCUCCGCACUCAUACCACAGCUGUCAGUGCACGCAUGUUGUACAAACUUGCACAACAGGAGAAGUUCACCCCUGUUAAGUAUUUCUCCAUCGACCGGGUGUUCAGGAAUGAAACCUUGGAUGCCACCCAUCUAGCCGAGUUCCACCAGAUCGAGGGUGUGGUGGCCGACUAUGGGCUUACGCUGGGGGACCUGAUGGGUGUCCUGCAUCAGUUCUUCACCAAACUAGGAAUUACCAAGCUUCGCUUCAAGCCUGCCUACAACCCAUACACAGAGCCUAGCAUGGAAGUGUUCAGCUACCAUGAAGGACUAAAAAAAUGGGUGGAAGUGGGAAACUCGGGGGUCUUCAGACCAGAGAUGCUGCUGCCCAUGGGUCUUCCUGAAGGCGUGUCAGUUAUUGCCUGGGGACUGUCUCUGGAAAGGCCCACCAUGAUUAAAUACGGUAUCAACAACAUCAGAGAGCUGGUUGGACACAAGGUAAACCUUCAGAUGGUCUAUGACAGCCCAAUAUGUCGACUGGAGUCCUGAGGCUCACUCAACCUCUGUCACUAUCAUAAUUAUUAUUAUUUUGAAUGGACCUACCCUACCUUGACCCUUUCUUCAUUUCACCUGAGAGAGCUCUUUAACCAUCUGGUUGGACUGAAAACAACUGUAGUGGUAGUUUUAUCCACACAGAUCACAGUUAGCGGUACUCAAAGCGCUUAGCACAAAGAAGCCAUCUUUUGUGUUCAUGAGAUACUGAGUCAACCUUCCAACAUUUGUAAAAGUCUUAAAAAAAACGGCUAAUCUUUUUUUUUUUACAUUAUGCUGCCCCAGCUAUCAUAGCAAAUAAUCAAUUUGUACAGGAAAAAUACUACUUUUGAAGGUUAAAAUAAAAAACUUUUUCCAAAUACCAA